AAGACGCUCCACAGACCGCGCGCGCGCUCACUCCGGAUUCCAGAGCCUGGGACUUCACCGAUUACAGCAAGACGGAAAUCCACACCAUCACUCAUCCCCCAGACUGUCUGAGUCCUGCCUGCUCCCGACGCGCCGGGUCCCUCACUCCCACUCCCACUCACUCCCACUCCCGGCCGGGAUUAUGCGCUCGGUUUGACGGGUUUGGCGCGCGCGCUUGAAUGAAUCGCCGGACCUGGGGAGAGAGCGCGAGAGCGUCCGGGCGAAUUCAUCUUCAUCAUCAUCAUCAUCAUAACUAAACCAGCCAACGUCAAACACUUCGCUUCUCCACUCACAUCCUUCCUUCAUUCCCGGACUCCCUCCAUCUCCUGCUAUACAUGGAGCCAGGGGGGGUAUGGAGCCAGGUAGAAGAUCCCCUCAUGGGGAGCUUUAACACAUCGGAAUUCAAAUUCGGAACGCCUUUGACUCCGGUAAUGUCGAGGACGAUGGACAAUCAGUCACACAGCAUGUUGAAUCAGACCAUGCCAUUUUUCAGCAGCAGCAUGGUGAUGACAGCAGCCAUCUCGGCGAUCGUGUUUGUCGUCGGAAUCAUCGGCAAUACGCUGGCCAUCUACGUGGUGCUGCGGUACGUCAAGAUGAAGACUGUGACCAACAUCUACAUUCUGAACCUGGCCGUGGCUGAUGAGCUCUACAUCCUGAGCCUGCCGUUCAUGAGCACGCAGAACGUCCUUUCGUACUGGCCGUUUGGAUCCUUCCUGUGCCGUGUGGUCAUGACGAUAGAUUCGCUCAACCAGUUCACGAGCGUCUUCUGCCUCACGGUGAUGAGCAUUGAUCGGUACCUGGCCGUCGUUCAUCCUCUCCGCUCCAGCAGGUGGCGCCAACCUCGUGUGGCUAAAGUGGUAAGCACUGCAGUGUGGGCCAUAUCGUUCAUUGUGGUGCUGCCGGUGGUGAUCUUCUCCGACGUUCAGGACAGCUUCAAUUCCUGCAACAUGAGCUGGCCAGAGCCACACGCCGUUUGGCCAGUGGCGUUCAUCCUCUACACGUCGGUGCUUGGCUUCUUUGCACCUUUGCUCGUGAUAUGCGUGUGCUACGUGCUCAUCGUGGUGCGGGUGAAGGCUUCAGGAGCACGGACUGGAUUGGGGAGGCGCCGCCGCUCCGAGCGCAAGGUAACACGCAUGGUGGUGGUCAUCGUGGUGGCAUUUGUGCUCUGCUGGCUGCCCUUCUAUACGAUCAACAUCAUCAACCUCAUAUUCCACCUACCCGAGAACAGCGUCACGGUGGGCGUCUACUUCUUCCCAGUCAGCCUCACGUACGCCAACAGCUGCGCCAACCCAGUACUCUACGGCUUCCUGUCUGAUAACUUUAGGCAGAGUUUCCGGAAGGUGCUGUGUUUGUGCAGGGCCAAUGGCAUAGAGGACGGGGAGCCGAGCGUGCCACGCACUGACAGGACAAGCGCAGUCGAUGGCUUCCUUCCAGUGAGGAGCGACCACUUCAACGGGCAUGUGCAGAACUGCCAGGACAUGCAGCUGGAGCCACGCUUGGGUCCAUCAUCAACACUGCAACCAGUGAAAUCUAAAGUGAUUGGCCAGUCGUUGCUUUAAACCCUGCCCCCUUCUCGCUAUCUCUCUCUGUCACAAUGCCAUCUCCAUCCCUCUCUCUCGAUCCAUCCAUAUGUCAGUUGGUCAUCACUUCUUGAUGAAGGUGUGGCCUCAUACCCAGACUCCAUCCACUGAGACUCCGCCCUCUUCCAUGCCCUUAAAAUCCCAAACUCCCAAACGCUUUGGCUGCUACUGAGUGUUGCUCUGCCCCUCGCAUGCCACGUCCCCCUGCAGGACACUCGGGCUGGACCAUAACUUUGUGGAUAUAUACCAAAUUAUCGAUGAUGUGUUCCUGGAGUACUCAUCUUCAACUCUGUAUGCUUUAAACAACAGCUUCUUCUGGACAAAAAAAGAAUAAUAAUAAAUCCCCAUCUGAGUUUGAAUCAAAUAUGACGCCUCUCUCAGCAGCGCCGUUGCGUUUCUGUGAUUAUUUUUAUAUUCAUGGCCCCGUGUUCAGCUGGAUGUAGUCUGAAGUAAACAGUGAACUGUGCAACUGUGACUCCUGGCCUUCUGCUUUGACAUAUUGUUUAGUACAAUAGUGUGUGAUUUGGGAUGUUGCCAUGGGAACGCUUGGCCUUGUGAGCCUUUGGAAGCCACGACUGUGCAGUCCAUUCCUUUGGAGAGGUGUGAAUUUAGGGAUGUUGAAUUACUGUGAGUUGCGUUUAAACAGCCAGUGGUGGAACGUGAUACAAUACAAUCACUGUUUCCUGACAAUGACAGGGGUGGAAGGCCACGCCUCCUUCAUGGGGAUUGACCCUUAGAAGCCACACCUCCUUCACUAGGACUGACCCUUAGAAGCCAUGCCUCCUUCACUGGACUGACCCUUAAAAGCCAUACCUCCUUCACUAGGACUGACCCUUAGAAGCCAUGCCUCCUUCACUGGGACUGACCCUUAGAAGCCAUGCCUCCUUCACUAGGACUGACCCUUAGAAGCCAUGCCUCCUUCACUAGGACUGACCCUUAGAAGCCAUGCCUCCUUCACUAGGACUGACCCUUAGAAGCCACACCUCCUUCACUAGGACUGACCCUUAGAAGCCACACCUCCUUCACUAGGACUGACCCUUAGAAGCCAUGCCUCCUUCACUAGGACUGACCCUUAGAAGCCACACCUCCUUCACUAGGACUGACCCUUAGAAGCCAUGCCUCCUUCACUAGGACUGACCCUUAGAAGCCAUGCCUCCUUCACUAGGACUGACCCUUAGAAGCCACACCUCCUUCACUAGGACUGACCCUUAGAAGCCAUGCCUCCUUCACUGGGACUGACCCUUAGAAGCCACGCCUCCUUCACUAGGACUGACCCUUAGAAGCCACACCUCCUUCACUAGGACUGACCCUUAGAAACCAUGCCUCCUUCACUAGGACUGACCCUUAGAAGCCAUGCCUCCUUCACUAGGACUGACCCUUAGAAGCCACACCUCCUUCACUAGGACUGACCCUUAGAAGCCACACCUCCUUCACUAGGACUGACCCUUAGAAGCCAUGCCUCCUUCACUAGGACUGACCCUUAGAAGCCACACCUCCUUCACUAGGACUGACCCUUAGAAGCCAUGCCUCCUUCACUGGGACUGACCCUUAGAAGCCAUGCCUCCUUCACUAGGACUGACCCUUAGAAGCCACACCUCCUUCACUAGGACUGACCCUUAGAAACCAUGCCUCCUUCACUAGGACUGACCCUUAGAAGCCAUGCCUCCUUCACUGGACUGACCCUUAGAAGCCACACCUCCUUCACUAGGACUUACCCUUAGAAGCCACGCCUCCUUCACUAGGACUGACCCUUAGAAGCCACGCCUCCUUCACUGGACUGACCCUUAGAAGCCACGCCUCCUUCACUGGGACUGACCCUUCAAAGCCACACCUCUGUCACUGGGACUGACCCUUCAAAGCCAAACCUCCUUCACUGGGACUGACUGUUAGAAACCACACCUCCUUCAUUGGGACUGACCCUUAGAAGCCACACCUCCUUCACUAGGACUGACACACAGACACCACACCUCCUUCACUGAGACUAACAUUAGGCCACACCUCCUUCAUUGGGACUGACCCUUAGAAGCCACACCUCCUUCACGCUGAAUAACACUUUAAAGCCAUGCCUCCUUCACUAAGACUGACAUGCCAAGACCACACCUCCUUCACCGAGAGUAGUAUUUAGGCCAUGCCUCCUUCACUCUAAAUAACACUGUAAAGCCACGCCUCCUUCACUAGAACUGACACACAGAGACCACACAUCCUUCACUGAAACUAACACUUAGGCCACACCUCCUUCACUGACACAGACACUGAGGCCACACCUUCUUCACUGAGGCAGCCAUACACAUAGGCCACGCCUCCUUUAUUGGAACUGAUGGACACAGAUGCCAUGCUUCUUUCACUAAGACUGACACGUACAUGGAGGGAAAGAGAAAGUUGAUUCAGACACGAAGUCAUAUUUUGUCAUAAAUAUUGACACCCCGUGUGAAUCUGUGAAUCAUUUAAUGUGAUUUUUACAUUUAACGAGAGAAGAAAAAGCAAUUCCUGUAAGAAUACAGUGUAAUAUAGUGUAAAUGGAAUGAAGUGCCUUUCCCAUGUUAAAGGGAAGAUGUGGAUUCACAGCACUUGAUGUACAGAUACACAGCUGUUCCUCUGCGGUGGCUUGUCUGAUUCGCCCUACAGGUUCCCCCCCAUUGUGUCUCUGUUUGUUCGUUUGAAUGACUCUGUAUAAAUAAAUGUUUCCAGAUAUUUAAUUCA
This is a messenger RNA of Neoarius graeffei (lesser salmon catfish), 4319 nucleotides long. RefSeq names its product somatostatin receptor type 5 (gene sstr5). Lineage: Eukaryota; Metazoa; Chordata; Actinopteri; Siluriformes; Ariidae. Gene Ontology annotation, cellular component: neuron projection; membrane. Gene Ontology annotation, molecular function: somatostatin receptor activity; neuropeptide binding. The transcript has 3 exons. Gene Ontology annotation, biological process: regulation of insulin secretion; neuropeptide signaling pathway; cellular response to glucocorticoid stimulus. The record is from RefSeq and is a predicted model, not a curated record. Bases 375 to 1598 code for a protein of 407 amino acids.